AUACGAAAAGGCAGGCAAUAGCGAUACUGGAAGAUUGGAACAAUGGCUACAGCUAUCCGAUACUUCGAUAACUCUGGAGCAGACUGAUUCUAGCGAAAAGGCUAUAUAUGCAAAGACACUUGCAAUGAGAACAUCGAAAUGAUGACAGGCAUCAUUCCCCAUACACUUGAAAUAGAAUCUGCAUCAAUAUGUUUGCCUUUAGACGUGCAGUAUACGUAAUUGCUAGGCGCUCGUAUGCGACCUCACCAUUGGCUUCCAAAUUCAAGAUCAAUGGUGAUCGGCUUUGGAACGACAUUCACGAGACCGCUAAAUGGAGCGCUCCAUCUCCUGGCGGAGUUACACGUCUGUGUGCGGACGAAAAUGACAAAAUGGUCAGAGAUUGGUUUCGCGAGCAAGUUAUUGCGUUAGGCGCUGACUACAAGGUAAACGCAACGGGUACUCAAAUAGCGCUGUUUGACGGAGAUGAUAACUCGAUCCCUCCUAUUGCUAUGGGAUCACACCUGGACACUGUUGCUACCGGAGGAAAGUUUGAUGGACCCUUAGGCGUUAUAGGAGCACUUGAGGUUCUCCGUAGUAUGAAAGAGCAAAGCAUCAAGACUAGAGCUCCCUUGGUUUUGAUCAACUGGACUAAUGAGGAGGGCGCACGAUUCUUCCCACUUCUUGGGUCAUCCUGUGUAUAUGCUGGACAAUCGACAGUUGAAGCUGCCCACGCCUCAAUCUCGACAGAUAACUCAUCAUUGACGAUGGGUGGGGAGUUAGCUAAGAUAGGAUAUGUAGGAGACGGUCCAAAUUAUUUUGACGAGUUUCCUAUCUCGGGACAUUUUGAAAUUCAUGUCGAGCAACAUACGGACCUCGAAAAGGCAGGCAAGCCUGUGGGAUGGGUUGAGGGAUGGCAAGGCAUGACAUGGUAUAAUGUGGUUUUUCAUGGCGAUGAUGGCCAUGCUAACACGAAACCAAUGUGGGGUCGCAGAGACACACUUGCAGCGUCGGCCGAACUCAUCACGGUGUUGGAGAAACUAGCGUACGAAAUGAAUGGUUAUACCACUACCACCGGAAUUCACUCUCAUCCAUUCGGAAGCUGCAACAUACAAUCUAAGACAAAAGUAAUAUUCUGCUUGAUGCACAAGGAGGCCGAAGGUCUAGAGGGCAUGGGUAAGGCAAUUGAGAACCGAAUUGCUAGCAUUGCUGGACAACGGGGCCUGGAAUUUGAACUGGAACGCGACAUACACCUUCCGCCCGGGGAUUUCUGGUCAGAAGCCAUUGCUUGCGUUCGAGACGCCUGUGGUGACAAGGGUAUUGCAUCUCGAACUGGUACAGGGCAUGAUUCAACUAUGACCACAACGAAGGUACCAACAGCCAUGGUCUUCGUAAGAGCCAAGGAUGGCAUAAGUCACUCUCCCAAGGAAUGGAGCGACAAGGAAGACUGUGCAGAAGGAGCGCUUGUCUUGGGCAAGGCUGUCCUCAAUUUUGACGAGCUGCUCAAGCAGAAAGCCGCUGGGCUUCAUGUCUGAAAUACAGGUCCCUCAACAUUAGACAAACAAACUAGAUUUCCUGAGAAUGGAUAUAUGUGCUAGUGAAAGUCCUC
This is a messenger RNA of Mollisia scopiformis, 1585 nucleotides long. RefSeq names its product N-carbamoyl-L-amino-acid hydrolase. The transcript is spliced from 8 exons. NCBI's taxonomy places the organism in Eukaryota, Fungi, Ascomycota, Leotiomycetes, Helotiales, Mollisiaceae. The record is from RefSeq and is a predicted model, not a curated record. Bases 189 to 1511 code for a protein of 440 amino acids. Gene Ontology annotation, molecular function: hydrolase activity, acting on carbon-nitrogen (but not peptide) bonds, in linear amidines.